Molecule: messenger RNA, 5064 nt
Organism: Myripristis murdjan (pinecone soldierfish)
Lineage: Eukaryota; Metazoa; Chordata; Actinopteri; Holocentriformes; Holocentridae
Gene: kcnn3
Product: potassium intermediate/small conductance calcium-activated channel, subfamily N, member 3
Exons: 9
Coding region: 1-2577 (858 amino acids)
Biological process (GO): potassium ion transport
Cellular component (GO): membrane
Molecular function (GO): calmodulin binding; small conductance calcium-activated potassium channel activity
Source: RefSeq, a predicted model, not a curated record
AUGGAGCCUCCCCCCUCUCUGAGCCUGGCUCUUCUGGGAGGGAGCGAGGACGAGGACCAGCGCUUCCCUCUUCCCCUAGGAAGUAUGCCCCAUCCCUCCAUUACUGGCAACUAUCCAGGAUCAAACCACUCCAACCACAUGGGAGGAUCCAGCCUCGACCGUCUGAAUGGCAGCACCCCGUCCCCAUCCCCUGCCACACCCAGCCUGCUUCCAGCAUCGCUACCCAAGCUACCCCUGUCCUCCUCCGGAGCGCAACCUCUGCCACCUCCCAUCCCCAACGCCCUGCACCCCACCAGCACCCCGCUCUCCUCCUGCCUGGGCUCUCAGCACAGCCUGAGUGGAGACAACUCCCCAGUCUACAACGCCCUCUUCUACUCCUCCCACUCGCCCUCCAUGGAGCGAGAGAGGGAGAGAGAGCGGGACAGGGACAGAGACAGGGACAGGGAUAGGGAUAGGGAGAGGGAGAGGGAGAGGGAGAGAGAUAGAGGCUGCAAACACAGACAGGCCAGCCCUCUGGUUCAUCGCAGGGACAGUAACCCCUUCACAGAGAUUGCCAUGAGUUCCUGUAAGUACACCGGGGGAGUCAUGAAGCCCCUGAGCCGCCUCAGCGCCUCGCGCAGAAACCUCAUCGAAUCAGACAGCAGCAGCGAAACCAAAGAGGGUGGUGUUUCAGCUGUCGCUGGAGCAACAGCCACUGGGGGGCGAGAUCGGGAGCGAGAAGCCCCUCCUCCCUCUUCUGCGGCCCAGUCUUCUACCAAUCAACCCCCAGUCCAGAACCCUCCAGAGAUUGUGAUUUCAUCCAAAGAAGACUCACCGUACGCCAGGGGUUAUGACAUCACCGACUCCUCAUCCAACCAGAUGUCCAUUUACCACCAGAACCACGCGUUGGUAGAGAGCAGGCGAGCGCUGAGCGGGUCAGGGGGCGUUGGAGCUGGGGGCGUUGGCAGCAGGCAGGGAGGUGUGGGGGCAGCAGGCACCGGAGCCAGGGGCAGCACCUCCAAAGCAUCCAAACGGAAGAACCAAAACAUUGGUUAUAAACUGGGCCAUCGCAGAGCGCUGUUCGAGAAGAGGAAGAGGCUGAGUGACUACGCCCUCAUCUUCGGAAUGUUUGGCAUCGUUGUCAUGGUGAUUGAGACGGAGCUGUCCUGGGGCGUGUACAACAAGAGCUCCAUGUAUUCUCUGGCCCUGAAGUGUCUGAUCAGCCUGUCCACAGUCAUUCUGCUGGGCCUCAUCAUAGCCUACCAUGCACGGGAAGUUCAGCUGUUCGUCAUUGACAACGGAGCGGAUGACUGGCGAAUUGCCAUGACGAUGGAGCGGGUGCUGCUGAUAGCCCUGGAGCUGCUGGUGUCUGCGGUGCAUCCGGUGCCCGGGGACUUUAAGUUUCAGUGGCGGGCGCGGCUCGCCUUCUCCUACGCUCCGUCCCAGGCCGAGGCUGACCUGGACAUGGUGUUGAGCGUGCCCAUGUUCCUGCGCCUCUACCUCAUCGCCAGGGUCAUGCUCCUGCACAGCAAGCUCUUCACCGACGCCUCCUCCAGGAGUAUAGGCGCCCUCAAUAAGGUGCACUUUAACACACGAUUUGUGAUGAAGACUCUCAUGACUAUCUGCCCCGGGACGGUGCUGCUGGUCUUCAGCAUCUCUCUGUGGAUCAUCGCUGCCUGGACCGUACGAGUGUGUGAGAGGUAUCAUGAUGCCCAGGAUGUGACCAGUAACUUCCUGGGGGCUAUGUGGCUCAUCUCCAUUACUUUCCUAUCCAUCGGCUACGGAGACAUGGUCCCUCACACCUACUGUGGCAAGGGAGUGUGUCUGCUCACCGGAAUCAUGGGUGCGGGCUGCACAGCUCUGGUGGUUGCCGUGGUAGCGAGGAAGCUGGAGCUGACCAAGGCUGAGAAGCAUGUGCACAACUUCAUGAUGGACACGCAACUCACCAAGAGGAUAAAGAAUGCGGCGGCUAAUGUGCUAAGAGAGACCUGGCUCAUCUACAAACACACCAAACUGAUGAAGAAGAUCGACCAUUCCAGAGUUCGCAAGCACCAGAGGAAGUUCCUCCAGGCUAUACAUCAACUACGCAGUGUGAAAAUGGAGCAGAGGAAGCUCAGUGAUCAGGCCAACACACUAGUGGACCUCUCAAAGAUGCAGAGUGUCAUGUACGAGCUGAUGUCAGAGCUCAACGACCGCAGUGAGGAUCUGGAGCGCCAGAUGCUGUCCCUGGAGCAGAGGGUGGAGCAGCUCACCGCCGGCUUCACGGCCCUGCCCGCCCACCUCUCGGCUACCCUCAGCGCUCAGCACGCCGCCCUGGUCCACCUGCUCAGAGACAGGGAUGCACGGGAUGGCAGGGGAGGAGGAGCAGGAGGAGAAAAAGGAGGAGGAGGAGGGGGUGCUGUGGUCCCCCUGUCUCCAGUUCCACCCUCAACCACAGCUCCAACCUCAGUGUGUCCAGCCCAGGUCGUGGCUCCCACCUCGCAUCCUGCCCAGGUUUCUGCCCUGGCCCUAGAGUCCCCACUGACAGCCCAGCCACUGAGCCCAGAGGGGAGCCUGGAGGCUAGUCCCAGCCCCAACUCCUGCACCUCGAGCUGCUGAAGACAGCAGUGAGGACAGCAGACGAGGACAGAGAUGGAAAGGAAACAGAAGGAGAGAGGGGGAGUGGUGCUAGUCCUAGUGCUAGGAUCUCUAACAGGAGACUAAAGGAGAGGGAGGAGGAAGUUGAGGGUAUCCUCUAAAAUCAUCACUCUACCACAGGAAGAACGAUGGGAAGAUGAGGAGAAAUAAAGUGACAGGAUUAAGAUGGAGGGCUAGUGAGAAAGAUCAGACAAUUCUCCUACGGACUUGGGAGACCUUCAUAGAAAAUGGAAGGGCAACAUCAAGGAAUGCUAUUAUAGGAGGAGAAAAACAGAGAUUGGAUAGAGAUUCUAAAAAAUGUGAGGGGGAGGAAUGAUGGCCAGAGGAGAGGAAUGCAGGUAGAGAGCAUGAGGAGAGAGGAGGAGAGAUAACGCGGAAUAAUUAUUUGGACGCAGAGCUCCUAAAUGGAAUCCACUCUAAUUACUGAAAAAAGGUCUCUUAUUCUGUUUCUCUCUCUCUCUCUGUUUUAGUCUCUCUCUCUUUCUCUCUCUCUCUCUUUCCCUCUCUUUCUCUAUACCUCUCUCUCUCUUUCUCUCUCUCUAUCCCUCUCUCUCUCUCUCCCUCUCCUCCCUUCAUCAGGAAUUAAUGACCGUGACUUUUUAUCCUUAUGAUGUAUUUUCUAUCUGAAUGCUAAUUGUGUGUUAACGAGCAUCCCUUUAACAGAAGGUUCGACAAUACGACCACGAUACAAACUAGUGGCAUGCACCACACACACACACACACACACACACACACACACACACACACACACCUACAUGCACACACUCACACACACGUACACACACAGAAAUCCACAUUUCUGCAUUCACGCAAUAUAAAUGAACUCAGCAUACACAUGAAUACACAAUCUCCAACUAUGUAGACCCUAUGUACAUCCACACGAAGAAAUCACUGCACUAGCCCACGAGAAAAUACUAAAGCCUAUACUGCCAAGCACACAAUGCACUGUCCGUUUCAACAGAGCACUGCCGAGCGAAUUUAGACACACUGUAAAAAAUGUUCAUCUAAACGACUUACAGUAUCUAUUGUGCUUGUGAGCUAAUGUAGUAGUUUAACCUUGCAAUCCAUAGCUGUGGCGUUCUCAGAGGGACCUCAGCUGCUCACUGAAUUUCACAAAGUACAAAUUUCACAUCCAAUCACAGAUCAGGUAAAUUGAUAUUAUAUAUACUGUAUAUUAUAUUGAUAUUAUAUUGACUUGAAUCAUAAAAUUUGCGAUGAGAAGAUGUUAGUAGAUGAUGAAAAAAAUAACUUCACAGAAUAAAAACAGGAUUUUACCCCACUGGUUGAAUUACAGCAUAAUUGUACAUUAGUCAAGCUAAAAUAAGCCUUCGGAAGAGUUACUGCUACUAAAAGUUACUGUGUACUUCACUUUAAAUUCAGCUAACCAUUCUUCUGACAACCUCAGAAGAUGGAAGUUUAUUUGAAGAAAUGUCCGAUGAGUGUUCUUGAAUGUGAUGGGUUAUUUGGAGAAUAGCCAUUGAUGAAAUUGGCAUUUUUAACCUGGUUGGUUUAUGUUAAUAUAAUAACACUGGUCUCUAAGGUGUAUCUACCUACAACACUACUGCAACAAUUUUUAACUAAAAGUCAAACCUUUAUCCAAUUGAUCAACAAUAUGUUUAUCGAUAACUAUUGACCUGCUCAUUUGUUUACUUAGUUGUUGCUAUGGAGAUGCUGUAGUAUCUAUUGUUUGCAGUCAUUCUCUGAACAAAAUGUAAGUUGUACUGAUAAGCAAUGAAAUGUUGAUUUAGUACAGUAGCACAUACCAUAGUAAAAUGAUAGAAUCUUUAUUGACUUAGAGUGUCCAACACUGAUUUACUUGUGAUUAUAAGUUGAAAUGAUUAAUAUUUUUUCACAGUGUACAAAAAAAAACCACAUACUUAUGAUCCUUCAUAAAGGGAAGAAGACCUUACUGCCAUAUUUCUUCAAGCUUACAGUCCCAAAACAACUCACUGUUAUCAUGAAUGUACUCUGUAUAAAGAAAAACACGCAAACACACAACUUGCCACACACACACACACACACACACACACACACACACACACACACACACACACACACAUACAUACACACACACACAUACACACCUUGACAACCAAAGUGCUCUCUCUUAAAUGGACUUCAAUAAGAGGCAGGGAACGCUGCUGUCACUAGGGACAAAAGAUAGCAGGAGGCGUUGCAGAUUUCUUGACAAUAUUUCUGAGGGAAUAACUGUGAAAAUGUGGGCAUGGACUUGUUACAGUGCUGUACAUGGACUGCUCUUCACUGAGAUCCAGGUGGACUGCGAAUGAACUGAAAGCAACACAAAUAAACCUUAUAAAGGAUAAAUGGCCAUGAAGGAACAGCUGUUCAAGAAAUAAAUAAAACAUAGAAACCAAGACUAACAUAUAUCUAAGAGGAAUUAUAAAGGUGUGCUGGGAAAAAAAAAAAGAGUCAAGCCUACCAGUUCUC